Molecule: messenger RNA, 2166 nt
Organism: Plasmodium inui San Antonio 1
Lineage: Eukaryota; Apicomplexa; Aconoidasida; Haemosporida; Plasmodiidae
Exons: 1
Coding region: 1-2166 (721 amino acids)
Source: RefSeq, a predicted model, not a curated record
AUGAGGGAGCUGCAGCAUCCCAACCCCAGGCGCAAUGGCAACAUCAGCCAAAGCAACAACCUACUCGCCACUCUGAGUGAAAUGCAAAUUAACGCGGAUUACAUCCAGCAACUCAGAUGGAACAUAAGGACCAAGGUGGAUAAUUUAAUGAGCAAACUAUUCCCCAUAACGAGAAAAAAAGAGGAAAAGAGAUUUAUAGUUAUAAUUGAAAAAAAAAAAAAUUAUGAUAACUUCCGAUGCCCAAUAUGCAUGUUGAUAUUGUACAAGCCAGUGAGGACAAAAUGUGGCCACAUGUUUUGCAAGGAAUGCAUAGAAUACGUUUUAAAAAAGUUCGACUACUGUCCCAUGUGCAGGGAAAACAUAAAGGAGUGCAAAUUGGCCCCUUUGCGAAAUAGCAUCUUGGGCAAGGAUUACACAGAUAUAAAAAUCAGAUGCUGGAAGUGCAAGGAUAUUACUGAUAUAGAGCAUUAUGAAGCCCAUAUGGAAAGUCACUUGGAUGACGACGCUGAGAGGGGAAAUAACUGCUUGAGAGGGAGCGGCGUCCCUACAUGCCUCCUCCCCGACAUGACACCGGGAAACGUCUCAUGUAUAGGGGAAACCCUACAAGCUGAUCUGACAGAUCCGCUCAUUCGAGCUCUAAGCCCAUUCUUCAAUAAACGAAUGAACGUAGCAAAUAGAGACAAAUUUGUGAAAGCUGUGAGGGACAACCAACUUAACACGGACAUACACAGUGUGCACCUCCUGCUUGGGAAAAAGGCCGAAAGGGAAACCCCAAAUGGGAUGGAAGGCGGGCUAGGAAAUUCAUAUGGAAGCCAAAGCAGGAACCCCAACGUGUGUCCAAGUACGAACCGCAAUUUGUAUCGAAGUACGAUCCCAUGUCGACGAAACUGCGAAAUGAUCAGCAUGGACCACAUCACAUGGGACGCGUUCAUCCUUGUGCAAAUAAAAAGGGAGAAAAAGAAGAAAAUGUGUAAAUCUGACGCGAGGGACGACGAUAAAGCAGACAGUUCUGUGUUGCCGUCGCCAACUGGUGACUUCAGAGGAGAGGAUAACAUGGGUGACUCCCCCUCGGACAAGAAGGAUCGACCUACGCAACUUAGCAGGAGGGAUAUCCUAUACACAUCAGACAAUUUUGAAGCUUACCAAAAAAGGAAAUUAAAAAAAAAUAAAACAAACAAGUACUUUUAUGUACUCCUCGAGUACAACGCGAAGGGGUUGUUUUUCACCCCCAUGAAAAACAUUCCCGUCUUUAAAGACAUGAACAUGGAAAGGAGUGUCAUUUAUAGGGGUGGAAGAAAGCCUGGGGAGGGGAAAAGGGACCACCCUCCUUCCCCCGAUGAGCAAUUAAUUGACAUCCUAGUCAUGAUGAAUGAAAAAAUAAAAUCCAAAACCUACCACAAGUAUCUGUACAAUGCCGUUCAUUUAUUUCAUGAGUUUUCAAAUUGGUACUGCCGGAUAGGGCAGAGGGACACAAAAAUUGCUGUAAAAAGAACCCAUUUUAGAAAGAGCCACCUGGAAGAUUUCGAACUCAUCCUUCUGCUCUUUUAUUUGAAAUACGAAUGUACGAUGCCGAAAAAUGUCGACUACGUUGCUAUGUACUCCUGUGCAGCUUUUCUAAACAAAGUGAUGAGCUCCCAGAAAGAAUCUCACCAAGCUGUGUUCGUGACGGAUGUAUACACAUAUAGAGUGAAUGCAACAACUCGGGGGAAGCACCGUCAGGAGGGAGAAGACACAAAUAAGUCGAAUUCGCUUGCUUGCGUUUCAAGCAUCUCUUUAAGAAAGGCAGACGUCAACAUUUUCUUUGUGCUCCGCGUGAGGGGGGGGAGGCGAAAUGCACGUGGAGAGCAAGAGGCAGGUGUAGUGGCGGGCGUAGAGCAGCAUCAAAUGAAGGCAGAACCCAGAGGACAUUUGCACUAUUAUGAUGACGUCACAGAUUUAUGUUACCUCCUGCUUUGCUACUCUGACAUGGGAUUCCAGUGGGACGUAAAUGAAUCCCUAGAGUUUUCAAAAACGAAAAAGAAUAUGCCUUACAAGGAGAUGGAAGUGUUUUUUAGUAUCGACAAAUUGAUACUCUGCCUUUUCAACGUCCGAAGGAAGAAAUAUAGCCCUUUAUUUUGGAACUCCGCCCACCUGCUGCAGUACCUUUUGCACUUCUGCGCCCACUGA